Messenger RNA from Porites lobata, 11790 nucleotides. The record is from the annotation of a GenBank genome assembly. NCBI's taxonomy places the organism in Eukaryota, Metazoa, Cnidaria, Anthozoa, Scleractinia, Poritidae.
CCGGGCCUGAAAAGUAAGACGGGCUUUCCAGCGGUUUAGUUUUUUAUGCUUGCGGUUGGAGUAACCAGGUAAUAAUUCAGGGGUAUUUUUUCCUUCUUCCCUUCUUCCAGUCAGGUAGGUUUAAAAUUUACAUUUAUUUUCUACGGCUUGGAGAAGUUCUGGGACUAUUUAGGUGUCGUUACAUCACAGGUAAAGCACGAAAAAAAGCGAUUUUGGGUCUCUGUUGAAGAAAGUAUUAAACCAUCCUUGCAAAGUACAUUAAAGCAUAGGUGGUCUUCUGCUAACUAUGAUUGAAGUUUAAGUAACUGGGCCUAGUUGAACUGCAAUUUGAGGUCUCCUUCCUACAUGCCCAUAUCAUGGUGCAAACGGAAUACUUUUCGGAAUACUUAUUUAGAGUUAGAUAACAGGUCGCAUUAGCAGAAAACGAAUCCCAUUUUCUGUGUGUGGAGUGUUUAAUUAAGUACAAACUAAUAAUUAAAGGUGUAUUGUGAUGCAAAUGCCGGGUUUUCAUUCCAAGAAGUAAGACUUUUUGCAGUGAUAUGAAAACAUCAAUAUUUCAGGGUUACUGACUUUAUUCUUUAUACUGCUAGUUAGUAGUAUAAGCUGUAGAUGUCACUAAAUAAGAAAAACAAAUCAUUUUAAGUGAAUGAAUAAAUAAUGAUCUUUUAAUUAAAAAAGACUGGUGGGACUGAGCAAAUUAACAGAAACAAACAAAUCCGAUAGUAGUGAAGUCGAGUCUAAACUUUCGUCUGAUCAUGAUCUAGAUACUUUAUUAGUUUGUUCUAAUUUAACGUUUACCACAACUAAGUGUGGUUUUAUUUUUAGCAUAUGCAUAUAGACUUGUUUACAUGCAUAUUGGCCCAAAACUAUUAAAAAUCAGGUGCCAUUCUGAUUUAGAAUCCAAAAGGCUACACUUAAGAAGCUGUUAAGGGAUUUUUUUAAGGAUCUGAGCGAAAAUUGAGCCAGUGUCGAUUCUGUACAUUCUGGACGGUGCAAAUUUGGGUUUUGUAUAUCCCAGAAUGAUCACUGACCAUAGCAGACAUCUGUGACAUGUCACGAAAAUAGAAAUGCUCCUGACCAUCUCAAACUUACCAGCAAUAAUCUACCAUUUCAAGUUUUCCUUUGUUCAAUCGGCAAAAUCUGGGAUGGUCAGGAAACGGCCAAAUUUAUAAGUGGUAUCUUCACUGGUCGGCAGAGCAUAAAACUUGGCCUCCUUUCUCAGGAUUUUCUUGAUUUGCCCCUGACAAUUCCUUUGUCUCUUUCCCUAGUUAGCUGGACUAAUGAGUUAAUGUUCAGAUAACUACAAUGGAGAUCAAAAGAAUUUUGGACAAGGUGGAAAAACAAAAACAAUUAUUGGAUGGGUUUUGGGUUCAUCCCUUCUUCAACCCACCACCCUCAAAAAUUUUGUGAUCCCCCAUUUUGCUCACAAUUCAACAUUGUUUGGGAGGGAGUGGAGAGGGUGCCAGUUUACUAAAAUUAUAUCACUUGUUAGAUCCCAACACUUUUGAUCCCCAUUGUACCAAUUUCUUAAUAUCUUUUUGCCCCUGGAGAUUUUGUUGAAAAACGUGUUUUGUAGCUAUAGUUGAGCGGUUUUCUGGUCACUGUCGUGUCAUAGAGAGCUAAAACUUACCACAAAGCUGUUUACAGGUCAUACUCUUCGCUCCAGAUGCAAAAUAUUAGCUUGCGAAGUUCGGGCUUGCACAUAAAGCAAAAUUUUGAGAUAGUUUUUGGGUUUAAAAGAGACUAGCAAUCUUGACUUUUACUUUUAACGUUCUCUCCUCCCCUCUUUUUUCACUUUUCCUGCCUCAUUUUUUCUCCUUUUGCUUGGCAUUUAGUAGGCUUCAUUUUCGCGGGAAAAGUUUUCAGGGAUGCUUUUAGGAUCUUAAUUAGGAUUAGACGAAAGGAAAGGUAGGAGGGUAGUGAAACAAGAUUUUCAUGGAAAUUUCCAGGUCAAUGGUGGUUUUUUGCCUUUUUCUCUGGUGUCUGUGGCUGAAUAUUUUGUGCUCAUUCUGGUAUGGUUUGAAAGAUCUCUCCACUCUGCACAAGUUAGUGAACUAAGUUGUCCUUGACCAUUAAAACUGAUGACAUGACAAACGGUAGAAGGGAGGUUGAUCUGCACAGGCACUUUACGGGUGCCUCAGGGGCGAAUGGGUUAAAAAAUAAUUUUAUUCAUCUGAUUCUGUUUUUUUGUUUUUCUUCUGUAGGUUUGGCACAGUAUCAUAAAUGGGUUUUGGGGAAAGAAAAUUCUUAGAAGCUGCCCACGAAAUAGACAAUAUUACACUGGAUGGAUUUGAAUUUUUAACAGAAUCCAAAAAGGAAUCUGUUGAGUGUAAAAUUUACAGAAAAUAUGAGGAGGUUGGUUACAUGUUUAUCUACAGUCAAACACCUGUUAAGUGGUCACCUUAAAGUAUCUGAGUUACUGCAUUAACUUGAGGGUAGCUUGGCAUAUACUGCAUUGAUCACAAAUUAAAAAUGAAGCUGUUCACUCAGGGUACUUGUCACUUUUGAUGAGCAUCUGAAGUCUCUACUACCCACUUUUUGUACUUAGAUGAACUAUCUAAAAGAGUAUCUGGGAAAUUGAUAUAGGGGUCCUAACUAACCUUAGCAAGCUUAGAAUUUACAAAUCUUCUAUUUUGCCACAAUUAACUUAUUGUCAGAUGGUCUGGUACUUUUGUGGAAAAUCUGAUCACUGAAAGUUUGAGAGACUCCAAGAGAAUGUGCUUAGAUCUGUAUAUUAUGAUAAAAGUAGUGCAUACGAUGAGCUUCUUGUAAGGGCUAAACUCCCCUCACUGCUGAACAGAAGGCUUCGGGGGAUAGCAGUAGUAAUGUACUAAGUCAAUUAUAAUUUAUGCCCUAGUUAUAUAUCCAAUAUUUUUAAUUUAAGCAACCGAAGUUAUAACCUGAGAAAUUCAGACAAUUUUAUGAUUCCAAGAAUAAAUAAGUUACCACCCAUGGGAAACACAGUAUUAGAUAUUUUGGUCCUGUAAUAUGAUCCAAAGUAAGUAUGCACAUUAAGAGUUCUGUAACACUUACUUCUUUUAGGAACCAGGUGAGAAAAGUGGACAUUGAGAACCUUCUUAGAACUGUCUGACACCUGUGAGAACUGUCGCCUGUACUGGUGUAACUCUUAAUGGGGUGGGCAGGGUUUCUGAGUUUGUUUCUUUGUUUGUUUAAUUUUUUUAGGUAGUUAGGUAGUUAUAAUUAAUUAGUUCUAUUUGAAAGGAAAGGUAGGUGGGCAAUGGAACAAGAUUUUCAUGCAGAUUUUCAGGUCAAUCUUACAUGGUUUUUUGCCUUUUUCUCCGGUGUCCUUGACUGAAUGGUGAUCAUUCUGGUAUGGUUUGAAAGAUCUCUUCACUCUGCACAAGUUAGCGGACAAAGUUGUCCUUGACCAUUAAAACUGAUGAUGUCAUAAGUGGUAGAAAGGACGUGGAUCUGCACAGGCAGUUACGGGUGCUUCAGUGGUGAUUGGGUUAAUGUAAAGAAGGGUAGUGGAGCCCAUGUGGUAGCCAAGCGCUAACGACUCAAACUUUGAAUCUGUCCUAGUUAAUUCCUUGUCGUUGUGAUGCUUUCUUAACAAAGAAGACUUCGCUCCACUUUGUUUUUCUCUCCCAGCUAUAUUGAUUUUAAUAUUACUACAGCUGUAUAUGUUAAUAUUUUAAAAUUUGAUUUUUUGGAAGAAAUUGUUGCUAUCAGAAGUUUAGAUUGCUCAUCACCAAUCUUCACAUUCUUUAAGGCUUCUGGCCCGAAAAGACAUGCACCCUGUUCAAGACUCUAGACCUUGGAAAAUCAUGCCCUUUUCAGUGGCACAUACAUGCUUAGGCCAAAUAAGAAAGUGCCGUAUCUGAGCCUUAUGUACCCUGCUAGCAGAGUCACUUCGAUCUUUCCUAGAUGAUUCUUGGAAGAUCGCAGGAGACUCCGUUCGCAAGGUAAGCCUUAUGUAAAGAUGGGUAUAAGAGGCACAGGGAACCUAUGCAGUUAGAGCUUGACCUUGUUUUUACCGCUUACUUUGUUCCACAGGUGUCAGGAUUGUAUGAAUAUAAAAUAAUGGGGUCAAUUUCAGAUGUUCUUCCCGAUGUAUGCAAACAGGUGUACAUGGACCUAGAGUAUAGAAAAAACUGGGAUGAUUACGUUUAUGGUAAGUUAGCAAUGGGAAAAAGUAAAUAUUGAAGUGAGGCAUCCCUAACUGAAAAUUAUAAUAAAAUACCCCAGAUGUUAAUCCCCAUCUACAAAGGCCCAAAAGAAAUGUCUCACUGGACAAAACCUCCCCCCUUGAAUCUUGUUCUACAGGUUCAAAUCCCAACGAGUGUGAAUAAAAUGCGAGCCAGCGAGUCAUGUGAGCCAUGCAGCCCAUUGAAGAAUCAUUGAAAAAAACUACCAUAAAAAUCGAAAACAGUCAUACGGAAAACGUUAACUGAACGCUAACCGUUGUAAAUAAGUGUUUAACCCUAAACAGCGCUUAACCCUAGCGCUAAAAUGAGUGCUUAACCCUAAUCCGUAAAGUGAAAGCUUAACCCCAAUCAGCACAAUAAGUGCUUAACCCCUCCUCAUCUGUGAAUUUGCAGUUUUUACUGGUGUUUCCUCUUUUUUUUACUAAUGCCUCGCAUGACUCGCGUGGCUCGCUGGCUCGCAGUUUGUCAAGACCCAAUUAGUAACCUGUCUCUCACAAUAAGUUUCCCACGAUCAUUCAUUGUGUGAUUAUUAAAUAUUUUUGUUUUUAAUAUAUUUUAUAGAACUCUAUGAAUUUGAGGAGGAUGGAGUUAAAAACAUAUACUGGAGUGUGAACUAUCCUUGGCCAAUGUCAAAUAGAGAUGUAUCCUUCAGCACUUUACAUCUGUGAUGCAUGCAAAUCUCAGAUUAUCCCCUGAUCUGUAUUUAAUACUAACAUUAGACCUGUAGCUUACAUUACUAAAUGCCAGAUUGAAUUGAAAAUUGAAUUAAAAGAUUGUUUAAUUUUUAAAGAUGUAGGAUAGUGGAAGUAACCAGAGAGGAAUCUCUAAGAAAUAAUUUAAUAAACCAACAUAUGAUUAUACAUCAAACCAUGAAACAUGUGGAACAAGUAGGGUGGCCAAUAACUUGUUCCUGAAACUUUUCAUCUGAUCUCAAAAUCAGGGAACUGUUUGUGAUGUUUAUUGAAGUUUCUAUGUUUUUAAGUUUUUUUACUGCAAUGUCUUGAAUUUUUCAGAAACAUCUUGGUAUCUUGGGUAGUCUUGGGUACUUUCCUAGAAAGUCAAGGUAGCUUUUCAGGCCCAAAGGAAAAUUAUCGAAAUCAAAAUCUUUAGAAAAAAAGCAUAGGUAACAGCUAACAAAAUAAUCCACUUUCUUUUGUUCGCUGAUCAGUUUUAUCGUAUUAACUGCAGUUAUAACUAUUGAAACCUUGAUCUUUAAUUAAAACACAGCAGUUUUCUGUGCCUGGUAAUAAUACCAGGAUUUUUGAGAAACAGACUCCAGGUCUCUCUGGACAUAUGCAGCCUGAGGAUACAACUGCAUUUAGAAGUGAUUGAGAAACAAUGUGCUUAUAAUGAAUAUUUUCCUUAACUUUAUAACAGUACAUAUAUACAAGGGCUUUGCGUGAGCUGGAAGUUAAUAGCAUACCAACUGUAGUGGUAUUAGCUGAGAGUAAUUUAUUGACAAAGACUCCAGAAAGAAGUGGAGUUAUAAGAGUUAAAGAGUAUCAUCAAAGUCUUAUUAUUCAGAGUGACGGUAUGGUGGGCACUAAAGGUAGGUUCUCUCCCUUAAUGACAAAAACGUAAGACGAAUUCCAUCAGGAAAUUGAGUAAUUUCAAUUUUCAGUGGACAAAAACCUUGUUCCAGAAUAAUUUAAACAAUAUCGCAUUCUUUUUUUACAUUUUUCAAGGGCUUAUAGAUAUUAGUUAUCUGUAAUUAACAACAAAUACUAUUUCUCAUGGGAGCUAGCCCAAGAAAAUAAAUGUCAAAUUUCAAGAGAAUUAUGAAAACACAUUUAAAAUUCUGAAAAUUUAAUGUGUAAGGUGUCAUUUUGUGAAAAUAUUUGACAUUAAUUUUCUCGGGCUCUCAUAAGAAAUUUUCUUUGCUGUUAUUACAGCUAACUAAUUAUAUCUUUAGCCCUUGAAAAAUGUAUAAAAAGAAUGCGAUAUUGUUUAGAUUAUUCUGGUACAAGGUUUUUGUCUGCUGAAAAUUAAAAUUACUCAAUUUCCUGAUGGAUUCCCUCUUAAACCCUUUCAGUACCAAGAGUGACUGACCUGAAGGGAAGUCCGGGUAAAGCUGUGCCGCCGAGGCCUUCAAACCAUGACCCUGUUUAAGACAAAAAUUGCUCAUUUUGCCACCCUGUUUAAGAUAGGAGACACUACUUUCUGACCCUGAUUUGUUUUGUUUUGCAUACAAAGUUAAGUGCUUUUUCACACCAAAAUUGUGGAAAUAGAUAUUAAGGAAAAAAAAUAUUGGUAUUGCAAAUAUAGAUCGCUCAUCACAAGUCCUUGAAAGGCUUCCAGUCCAAAAAGACACCCUGUUCAAGAUGCUUACUAGUGAAAUUGUAUACCCUGUUUAAGGCUCAGGACCUUGAAAACCUAUACCCUGUUCAGCAACACAUACCUGCCUAGGCCAAAUAAGGGAGUGUUACCCCCCCCGUCCCUGUUGGGUGACUAACAUCAAAUUCCUUCCAACAAUCUCAUUACAUAAUCAAUAUAAAAGGUUAUGAGAAUUGCUAAAAUGAUCACCAAAAGGAAGAUGUUUUGACCCAUUAUUAAAUUCUCUCAACUAAGGAAAUGUUGUUUUUAAAGACAUAACAGCCUAUAAAAUGCUCAAAUUCACCAUAUCACACCAGGAUAAUUAAAACACAUUGAUUUUAAUGGUAACUGAAAAAUUAAUCUAGAAAUGUUCAUUUGGUGAACAUUACUAAAUUGCAGUCAUGUUUCUGAGAACAAUAACCAUGGCUUACUGAUAAUGCACUAUCCAAUUUAUUUACUUACAAUAUUUAUUUUGUUUAAUUAAAUAUAUAUAUAUUUUUACAGCUUUUAUGCAUUACUUUGAUAACCCUGGCGGACUUAUCCCUUCCUGGCUUAUAAACUGGGGUGCAAAGGUCUGUAUCGUUAAAUUAUUUACAGAUUGUAGUUUUUUCUGAAAGGCCUGAGUCAUGUUUUUGUCAAGGCAGGGCCGUCAACUCUCCCAGAUAAUCCAGGACACUCCAGAUUUUGAACCGUUUCUCCAUGUCUUCCAGAUUAGAGUCUGAAAUCUCCUGAAUAAUUGCCGAAGUUUGCCAUUUCUUGAAGAAUCGACUUUCUGACAAUGAAAUUUCCAAUACUUUGCGUUGUUUGAGCUAUUUUACUGUUAGCAGUGAACGUUUCCUUACAAACUUCAAUAUGCCAUUGUAAUGUAAGCAAUAAUGUGAUUGGUGGGAAGUAAGACAAAUAUUAGGUCAAAUGUUACAAUUCCAAAAACAUCUUUUUUGCACUUUUUUUUUUCACAAAUGACGUCACAUGCCCUGUGCAUUAUGGCGUCAUUUAUCAUCCCCCAGCCAUCAAUUCUCAAUAUUUGAAGACGUGGUAGGUUGACAGCCCUGUCAAGGGCACAUUAGCUGUCCCUGUGCAGUUGCUUAAGGGGCUUUCUUUCUGCCGGGAACUGGUAGCUAUUUUGAACCUUGGUAAAUCAUAUGAAUAAUCAUGUGGCAUUUAAAUUACUUCCAAGUCCCCCUGCCUAAUAAUGCCCUAAUAAUACUCAGCAUGGGUUAUAAUAUUUAGUACUAAAAUAUAUUUAAAUGCAAAUUUAUAAGCAGAGACUCUAAAAGUGAACAACUCUAAAACUCUAAACAUUGUCCUCUUUCUUGCCCUUAUUAUUGCAUUUUAAUCAUUAUUAUUCAUCAUACAUGUAGCUAUGUGCCUAAGCUGAAAAAUAUUAAAGGAAUUCAAAAAUAGGCUUUAAUAAUAUAUAUUUUGUUAUCCUUAAUUUAUAAUGUUUAUAAUAAUUUGGUGGUAGCAUUUUUUUUAAAAUAAAAUAAUAAUUCCCUGGAAAACCCUUUAUGCUUCAAUCAACCCACAAAAUGGCAAACCUUAUUCAGAAUGAAAUAUGUGCUGUGCUGAAAGCAUUUUUUUAAAAUAAAAGAAUAAUUCCCUGGAAAACCCUUUAACUAAAAAUCUAAUAAUAAAAAUAUACGGUACGCAAGUGAUUUUCUUAUCAUACAAUCAUGUUCUUAAAAAACUUAAGAUUUUCUAUUGUAAUCAGUCCGUAAUGAGAAGAGGUGAUAGUUUUUACUACUGUAUUUGGUUGUAUUAAAGAGGAAUAACUUGCUUUGCUUUAUAUGAAGAGUGAUCUCAUGUUCAUGUUCUGACGACAUGAAAGUGGUGUUUUGUUUUGUUUUUGUAGUUUCUUUUUUAUUUCCUCUUUUUCCUUCGCUUGGCUUGUUUUUCCUUUAUUCCUACAUGAGACACAUGUUUCUAUAUUAACAUUAUAUAAUAAUGAUAAUAAUAAAUAAUAAUAAUAUUAUGGUUUAUUCACAGUAUAAUAUCCAUAAACUAAAAACAUGGCUCUUCACCUGUGACUAACUACUACACUACCUAACCUACUAAUCUACUCAUCAAUUGGUUAUAAAAUUAAUUAUCAUUACUACAAAACUAUGAACAUGCAGUGAAAUGAUAAUAAAACGAUAAGUUCAAAAAAUCAGGAAAAACUAGUGAAAAAAAAAAAAAACUAUGGACAGUGAAAUGAUAAUAAAACAAUAAGUUCCAAAAUUGAGAAAAACGAGUGGAAAGGUCACAGAGAAUGCAGCCUUGCCGUCACCUAGGUUUUAAGGUGAUUUGUCAACUGACUCUUGAAAUAACUAAAUUCUGUGGAGAUGUUACUGGUCAAAAUUAUAUUCAGGUUAAAAUUUUUAACCUAGAUUGAUUCUCAUUUCCUUGGUUUCCUAGACCUAAUUCAUAAUAAUUUGGGCUAGGAGGAGAGGUAAACAGAGAAUCAACCUCGAUUAAAAAUUUUAAGUUGUAACAAAGAGAACAAAAGUAAAAGAAAAUCAACAAUCUUUUUAAAUCCCCCAGCUUAACCACGAUAUGUUCACAGCUGUAAAUAGGAACUGCCUAUUUAAGUAGACAACAUAUAUUUUUUGUGUACUUCAUUAUUCAUAAUUUUUGGACUUUGCUGAUAUCAAUAAUUUAUUACGCACAAUGCCAUAAAGGUGGACUUGGUUAUUAAAAAUACAUUUUUAAAAAAUGGUGACUGCUUUUAUCCUUGUAGAGUGUUAAUAUCAGUUACAGAUGUGACAUUUCAAAAGUCAAAUGUCAAGCUUAUUGCUGCAUGUUUUAUUGACAGUCUAGACAUUUUAAUGUCUUUCUAAAAGCUAUAGUGCAAGGAUCCAUAUUGCCCAAUUAGGAGACAACUUUACUUGUCUGCCAAGGCAUUUAUUACUGUCUGGUAUUAAGGGCUUUAAUUUCUUUAGUUAAGUGCAUAAAAUGUUAAUAUGCAAUUAACCUAAUUCAAAUAUUAUGUCUUUUGAUUAAUAUUUGUAAAAUAAGCUAAGACUUAUAUAAAAUGUGUGGUUAUUGUUCAUAAUUUUGCAGGUAUUGUUGGUUUGUACUGCUUUUAUUAUUUUCUGAGAGAGAAUAUUCACAUCUCAUUUUUCAUUGCUUUUUUUCUUGACAUUUUUCUUUACAAAUAUUACCAUUUGUUUUAAUCUGAGUGGUGUCAUUUUAUGCUACUUUUUUUCUCAAUAUUUUUAAAGAACCUUUUUUAAUUUAACGUCUAUGUAGUGUAAAUUCACCCAGUUUUUUUAAUUUCGGCUAGGUGCAUCAUACUUCAAUUAAGUCAUCCUGUAAGCAUGCCAGGCAUGCAUUCCAAACUAACUAUAAUAUUUUAAUAUAACUAUUGUAUUGUAGUACUGACUGCUACUAUCUGUAGCCUAUAUGAGUUUGAUGAAGAAAGAAUUAACAGACCAAAAAAAAUUUAUGUAUUCUAAAGAAAUUUGAUAUGAUGAAGUGCAUAAUGCAUGUCAGUUUUCUCAAAUUCUAUUCUGUAUGAUGUAAAAACAUGCUAAGCAAGUUUGAGGCUCUAAACACACACACCGACAAACACAAAAAAUAAAAUAAAAAAUAAAAUGUAAGAAAAGUGAGUUUCAGCUAUAUAUUGCCUGUGGAUGACAUGAUACCUUGUAUGCUUCAAAGUCACCAAACCUUUAAUUUUGAUUUAACAACUGGUUGGUAAUAUAUACCAGUAAGUAAGAAAAGGGUAAUUUUAUGAUAGGAAAUAUAGCUAUCUUCUUUCAAACAUUAAAGUUCUUGAUUGGCUGAAGAAUAUUACAAUAAUUAUUAUAUAUCUAUUUUUAUUUUUUUAAGAUUCUUUGAAUAUUCAAGAUUAACAACUACAGCUGCUGCUUAAUUUCAACAAUCAAUUAACUUGUUUUUACUCAAACCAUUAAAACUUAUCAUCAUUCAUCAUGGCUAAUGAUGGUGACGACGAUUUACGAAUCCAUAAAUAAAUAACAGUUGUUUAAAAUAAUUCUUGCUUCAUCUUUUUUCACAGUAAGCUGGUUGAUAACACGACUAAUCAAUCAUUGUUAUCUGCUAUGUUAAUUCCACGAUAUACGAGUUUUCAUUGUAAAGUGAUGUCUUAAAAGGAAGUAAAUCAUAUAUGAACUGUGGGUAUAAAAACCAGAUAUUAUGAAUGAUUGAUAUGAUUUCUAUAAUUAUGAAUGCAAUAAAUUAAUGCAAUCACUGUGAAAAAAGCUGGAAGUUAAAAAGUCCUGUGUUUUUCAGGCUUCUAAAUGAAUAAAAAUCACUUGUAGUUUUAUGUUCAAAACAUCAUUCAAUUUGUCUGCCACAUAUUUUGAUAACUUGGAUAAAGUACAAAACGACAAAUUCUAGAAGCAAAAAUAUAUCACCUGGCCCUGGUUGUUCAAACAUCGGAUAGCGUUAUCCACAGGAUGAAUCCUGUAUGGCUUAAAAAAUGAACGUUUUGUGCCGCACUUUCUGGCAUAGCACAAUUUGGCGAUCAAGCAGACUUUCAUAAAAAAAAUGCUGCACCUUACUUACCCAAAAAAUGUGGUAUUUUAAAACCUUACCAUAGUCCUAUAUAAACAUUAAUUAUUAAAUUAUUAUUAUUAUUGUACAAAAUGAAAUUUGUGAUCUGUUUGUUUUCGUUGGACCUGGGUAGCUUCUGCUGGGUUCUCAGAUAGUAGGGACGUCAUGAAAACAAGCCAAGGGAAAAAAAAAUGUCACUUUUCGUGACUUGGGCACAAUAUUGCUAUCUUGGAGCCUGGAAAAAACUAAUUUAGGUUGAGCUUGGGAGUUUACAUGAAAGGCUUGUCUUUCUGGCAACAGAGUCACAGUUAGGGUAUUAACUGAGGUAAAAACAAUGGCAUGGUCAUGGCCUUUAGAGAGAAACCAAAUAUUAAGUGAGGAGUUAGUGGAGGCAGGACUUGAUGCAAUAAAAUUGGAGUUGCAAGAAUCACAACAUUUUCAUUGUCUUAUAACAAUUGAUUAUGAUUAUGACUGCCUUGCUUGUGAUCUUGAAAAGAAAAAACAACGUGCCCUUACAACUCUGACAGUCUAGUUUUCAUUAGAUUGUACAUGUAAGUGAUGGAGUCGUGAACAGAUUACAAAAACUCUACUUACGACUAUGUUGGUUUGAUUUUCACUAGAUUUUUUUGCUCUACAUUUCUGAUUACAACAACUUUUUCAUAAAUGGAAAUAAAACUAGUGUAAAGAAACUAUGAUACUAAUUAAAAUACUGUUUGAUUUCUUUGCAGACAGGAGUACCUACAUUCCUGAAUUCCAUGAGAAAAGCCUGUCUAGGUUAUAAAGAGUAUUUUUCCAAAAAAUGACUGCUGUUUAA